Messenger RNA from Rhipicephalus sanguineus (brown dog tick), 3625 nucleotides. RefSeq names its product glutamate receptor ionotropic, kainate 2. Lineage: Eukaryota; Metazoa; Arthropoda; Arachnida; Ixodida; Ixodidae. The coding region runs from base 559 to 3357 and encodes 932 amino acids. Gene Ontology annotation, biological process: modulation of chemical synaptic transmission; synaptic transmission, glutamatergic. The transcript has 16 exons. Gene Ontology annotation, molecular function: transmitter-gated monoatomic ion channel activity involved in regulation of postsynaptic membrane potential; glutamate-gated receptor activity. The record is from RefSeq and is a predicted model, not a curated record. Gene Ontology annotation, cellular component: plasma membrane; postsynaptic membrane.
GCUCUCCGUGCAUGUUCGCUGUCGAGUAGCUCCCGACGCUUAAACAGUGUAUGCUCGUGAAAGCGUGGCAUCAUUGUUUUCUUCAUUCUUGCUCGGUAGAAGUAGUUUUUCUUUUUUUUUUGCUAAAGUUUCGCGAAAGGAUCAUGAGAUUACUUUGCAAAUUGUUCGCCCCGAAUUUUACUUCACAUGCGACUUCGAAUCGACAUAAGCAUUUUCUGUGAUCUCGAAAUUUCGGUAACAACGCCGACGUUUUUAUACUCGCACCUACAUAGCUUAUGGCUCAUUUCCUGCAGGUGAGCGCUUUCUUCUACAUAAGUCACUAGCGCGGGAGCUGGACGCUGUCUGCAGCAAACGGGUGUCGGCAUUGCCUCGAGCAGGCUUUAAGUGACCAGAAAGAGUAUGUCAUCGGCUGCUACCGAGAAAUGGGUCUUCGCUCUUCAGCUUCCAGUGAAGGCCGCGCACUCUGACUGUUGACACUACGGCCGAGAAUCAGCCGUCGUUGCUGACCUGCAGCGAAGAAAAACCUCGGUGGUACUUGAGUCUACCCACCGGAGCAAGAUGAGCCCCGUCGCGUGUACAUCUUCGCUAUCGACCACGGGUGGACUGAGGCUGAAGAGAAGAACGGUAUUCUUAGUCGUGAGCGCAGCUGUAUUGCUCGCCGAGGCGAGCAUCUGGGGACACGCUUCGGUCGACGUGAUUCGCAUCGGUGUAGCCUACGAUCAAGGCAACUCUCUAGAGGAGCAGAGACUGCUGUCGCAGGCGCUGGAAAGAGUAAGGCUGAACAUCAGUGCGACACCAAACGUUGCCUCUGAAAAUAUCAGCCUUGCUACCGUAAACCUGAAUGCGGAAGACAUCCUGCGCUCGGCAAAAAAAUUGUGCGGACUCCUGGAGCAAGGUGUUCUGGCAGUACUGGGACCACUGGAACCCGAAACAUCUUCGCUGGUACGCACCGCUUGCUUCAGGCACCGGAUUGCACACUUCUACUCCCACCGUGACGAAGAUAAGCAAUCGCGAAUCGCUCCCGACUCGGUAUCCAUCACGCUUUCGCCUUCGCCCGUGGAGCUCAGCAAGGCUCUUCAGGAUCUUGUUGAAGCACAACGAUGGAACCACUUCACCAUAAUCUACGAGAGGCCAGAAGCUCUGCUAGGACUACGUGGGCUCCUCAACCUGCGAUCGUCGUCUGACGGCAAGCCGGUGCCGGUGUCCCUUCGAAUGCUGCCAGCAAACGAAGACCCAAGACCAUUGCUAAGGGAAACUGCCAACUCUGGAGACAGCAACGUUGUCCUCGACCUUGCCGCCGAGAGACUUGCCGAGGUUCUAGGAGUGGCGCAGAAAGUAGGACUUAUAACCGAGUACCACAGCUACAUUGUGACGACACUGCAGGAUAUGCAUACCCUGGACCUCACGCACUUCCACAAUUCGGGCACCAACCUGACUGGCUUCGAACUGCUGAACAGGGAGUUGUGGGAGCAAGACAUCGGUGCGGUACGUGAGGCGUACGCUCACAAAGGGCUUUACCCCAUUUUCCUAGGCCAUAGAUCGUCCAGGAACCCUGUCCGGACAGAUGCUGCACUCGCCCAGGACGCAGCAAACCUCCUGAUAAGAGGAGUGCAAAGGUUGGCCGCCACGGGAAAUCUAAGCCGACCCGCAAUAGUUCGCUGCAGAGGCGAACAUUCAGCUGAGGCCUGGGAACAAUCGAAUCGGCUUGUGAAUGCUGUAAAAAAGACACAUUUCUCUGGCCUCACUGGUCCCGUCUGGCUGGAUCCCUUGGGUCGCCGACGCAAUAUUUCCCUCCACGUGGUGAAGCUCAAGCGAAGAGGUUUGACUGCGGUGGGAACAUGGAGCGCAUCCUCGGGUCUCCACAUCACGCGCACGGAGAAGGCAUUCCAGGAAGAAGUUCUGAGCACGCUGAGAAACAAGACGUUACGGAUUACCACAAUUCUCAACGCACCAUACAUGAUGCUGAAAUCGUCCGCUCACAAGCUUCGCGCCAAUGACCGCUUCGAGGGAUUUUGCGUUGACCUUCUUCGUGAAAUCUCUCGGCAUCUGGGCUUUCGUUAUCACAUCAAGCUGGUCAGAGAUGGUGCACAUGGUACUAAAGACGCCCAAGGUCGAUGGAAUGGUAUGGUCCGGGAACUAAUUGACAGGGAGGCGGACCUGGCAGUAGGAGACAUAACUAUUACGUCAGCACGGGAAGAAGCUGUAGAUUUCACGCUCCCUUUUAUGACGCUGGGAGUGAGCAUCUUGUUCAGCAAGAACCAAGAAGACCAUUCUCUUUUCUUCUUUCUCUCGCCGCUAUCUGUCGAUGUGUGGUUGUGUGUGGCCGCAGCACACGUGGUGAUAAGUCUGCUGCUCUGCUGCGUGACUCGUGUGCAAAGCUCCCGGUGGAGAGGCGGCAGAGAUGCCAAGACACAGUACUGCUGUGAAUGCCAGCAAGAACCAGCUCAUUGUUGUCAAGGCUGCGUCGAAGAAAAAAUGUGCGGUGGUGCGCAGCUCGACGUUAUUAAAGUGCAAGCUUAUCACAACAACCUCGUAAUCCACCACGGUGAGAAAAUAAGGGGUAGCAGUGAAAGUGUGGACUCGACAGAUAUUGUGAAGAAUAGGUUGACCCUGCUGAACAGCCUGUGGUUCACGAUCAGCUCCAUCAUGCAACAGGGAUGCGAACCUUUACCUAGGUCUACCUCGACGUGCAUUAUCUCUGCAACCUGGUGGCUCUUUUCAUUCGUGCUCGUCUCCUCCUACACGGCGAACCUGGCCUCAUUCUUGACCCGAGAGCGACUCAAGUCACCCAUAGAAAGCGUCGAGGACCUCGCGAAGCAGUCAGAUAUACAUUACGGAUGCGUGCGCUCUGGAUCAACGCAAGCCUUUUUUCAGGAGUCCAAGCACGAGACGUACGAGCGCAUGUGGCACGCCAUGAGAGACGAUCUGGUACCAUCGAACGCUAAAGGAGUUGCACGCGUGAAAAGUGGCGGUUACGCUUUCCUCAUGGAGUCCACGAGCAUCGAGUAUGUAGUCCAGCGCCAGUGUCAGCUAACACAGAUUGGUGGACUACUGGACUCUAAAGGAUACGGCAUCGCGCUGCCUCCAGGGUCACCGUACCGAAGCUUCUUUUCGUCAGCCAUUCUGCGCCUUCAAGAGAAUGGGACACUGCACGUGCUGAAAGAGCGGUGGUGGAAAGUACACAGCCCAAGCAGGCGCUGCGCGGAGGAGGAUGGCCCGUCUAGGCCAGGUUCUGCCAGUGAGCUGGGCUUGCCUAAAUUGGGUGGCGUUUUCGUUGUCCUCCUUGCUGGCCUCGGCGUUGCUUGCAUCAUAGCCUUCGCCGAAUUCUUCAUAAAGGCACGCUCUGCUCGCAGUUGACUGGCAACUUAGGGCGGACUUGCCACAGUCAAGGAAGUGUUGGUGGUACCCCUGGCGGAGAAGAUGUCGAUGUAGGCAUAACUACUGAGGGAUACAAGAAAACCGGCUGGUGCUCUGCAGACAUCCUUCUCGAGGAGAAAUGGCUCUGAUGUUUCAAAGAAUGCCUUUCUGACAGUUAAAACUAGAAAACAUAAAGCAUCAAUUUGUCUUAUGCAUUCGAAGUCCCAAGGAGCACGAAUGACGAAAUGCUUUGUAUAAAAAUAUCAUA